GCGCGCCCCCGGAGUCUGGGGAGCAGGGCUCCGCCAAUCCGAGGGGAGGGCGAAGGAAGUACCAUUUAUUUAGCGCUGUGUGUGUGCUCUUAUUUCCACUGGCCUUACAAGACCGUGCACUGUGUAGAUGAGGAAACUGAGUCAUAAUAAAUAUGUGCUGAACCGUUCGGGGGUCACACGGUGCUUAAAUGGUUUCGAGUCAACUCGCUCGGACGGCACUCGGCCUCAGCCUCCGGCCCUGGAACCCUCUCCAGGGACGGGACCAGCCCUUGUUCUGUUCCCUACCGGUACCACAGGAAUCUUGACAAACGGCCCAAAUGCCUGGCCGCUGUCAGAGUGACGCCGCGAUGAGAGUAAACGGGCCAGCAUCCCGUGCACCAGCGGGGUGGACCAGCGGGAGUCUGCACACAGGCCCCCGAGCAGGACGCCCUCGUGCGCAGGCUUGGGGUAUACGUGGGCGGGGCCUCCUCCUCCGGCCCCGCCCAGCCGAAGGAGCUUCCUCUUCCGAGGAAAGGCGGGGCCUGGGCGCCCGCGGGAAACCCGGGCCCCUUGCAUCCGCUGGGUGUAGCCGUGGGGAUGGCAGGUUCGGGGAGGCUGGUCCUACGGCCCUGGAUUCGGGAGCUGAUUCUGGGGUCAGAGACACUCUCCAGUCCACGAGCCGGGCAGCUGCUCGAGGUACUACAGGAGGCCGAGGCCGCGGUCGCGGGCCCAUCCCACGCCCCUGAUACGUCCGACGUCGGGGCCACGCUGCUUGUGUCUGACGGGACCCACAGUGUCCGAUGCCUGGUGACGCGGGAGGCCCUGGACACCUCGGACUGGGAGGAGAAGGAGUUCGGCUUCCGCGGGACAGAGGGCCGGCUGCUGCUGCUGCAGGACUGCGGGGUUCAUGUCCAGGUCGCUGAGGGCGGCGCGCCCGCAGAGUUCUAUCUCCAGGUGGACCGCUUCAGCCUGCUGCCCACGGAGCAGCCCCGGCUACGGGUGCCUGGUUGCAACCAAGACUUAGAUGUUCAGAAAAAGCUCUAUGACUGCCUUGAGGAGCACCUUUCAGAGUCCACCUCGUCCAAUGCAGGCCUAUCACUGUCCCAGCUUCUGGAUGAAAUGCGGGAGGACCAGGAGCAUCAGGGGGCACUCGUGUGCCUGGCUGAAAGCUGCCUGACACUGGAGGGCCCUUGCACGGCACCCCCCGUCACCCACUGGGCUGCCUCACGAUGCAAGGCCACGGGAGAAGCUGUGUACACUGUCCCCAGCUCAAUGCUGUGCAUCUCUGAGAAUGACCAGCUAAUUCUGAGCUCUCUAGGCCCCUGUCAGAGGACACAGGGAACCCCGGCCUUACCCGGCCACAUGUCAUCCGAGGAAAGUGGUACCAGCAUCAGCCUUCUGCCUGCCCUGUCCUUGGCUGCUCCAGACCCAGGGCAGAGGAGCAGCUCCCAGCCCUCACCAGCCAUCUGCUCAGCGCCUGCCACCCUGACCCCCAGGUCCCCACACGCCAGCCGUACCCCCAGCUCCCCACUCCAGAGCUGCACUCCCAGUCUCUCACCCCGUAGCCAUGUCCCCAGUCCACACCAGGCUCUUGUGACCAGGCCCCAGAAACCUAGCCUGGAGUUCAAGGAGUUUGUAGGGUUACCCUGCAAGAAUCGGCCGCCUUUUCCCAGGACCGGAGCUACCAAGGGAGCCCAGGAGCCCUGCUCUGUCUGGGAACCCCCAAAGAGGCAUCGUGAUGGUUCUGCCUUCCAGUAUGAGUAUGAGCCACCCUGCACGUCCCUCUGUGCUCGGGUCCAAGCUGCCAGGCUUCCUCCCCAGCUCAUGGCCUGGGCCUUGCACUUUCUGAUGGAUGCACAGCCAGGGUCUGAGCCAAAUCCGAUGUGAGACGUCACACAGGACAGAUACCGCUCCACACUCUGCUUCCUUUGAGUUUUUUAAUAAAAUAAUCUCAUGCGGCA
Pan troglodytes (chimpanzee) is the source of this 1940-nucleotide messenger RNA. RefSeq names its product ACD shelterin complex subunit and telomerase recruitment factor (gene ACD). The coding region runs from base 577 to 1866 and encodes 429 amino acids. NCBI's taxonomy places the organism in Eukaryota, Metazoa, Chordata, Mammalia, Primates, Hominidae. Gene Ontology annotation, molecular function: telomeric repeat DNA binding. The record is from RefSeq and is a predicted model, not a curated record. Gene Ontology annotation, biological process: telomere capping; telomere maintenance via telomerase; negative regulation of telomere maintenance via telomerase. Gene Ontology annotation, cellular component: chromosome, telomeric region; shelterin complex; telomerase holoenzyme complex. The transcript has 11 exons.